AUGCAAAAGAUAUUACGAGCAGAUGAAAUUACCAAGAUACAAGUGCUUGGAAAAGGCAAGAGGAAGAGGAUAGAAAUGAUAUUCUCAGAAAGUGAGGACAGUGACCUGGAUAAAGAACAGAGAGAACCAUAUCCAGGGAACAACUUUCUGUACAGUGAAAGUAGCAGUGAUGAUGAGGAGCCUUUAUUUCAACUGUCCAAGGUAGAACUGUGUGCCAAAAUCAAAAGCCUCAAGAGGAAGCUGACAGACACCAUGAGAGAAAACUGCCGCCUCAGGCAAUCCCUGGUGAUGCUUCAAGUGUUGCCCCAGGCAGUCACUCAUUUCGAGGAACUGAUAGGGAUGGCUGAAGCACUGCUCAAAGGGGGAGUGACAUCGUCUAUGCCCACUCUGCACCCACAUGCUGUUUGGAAGGCUCCUCACAAUCCCUCAGCAGACUCCUAUGCAGCUGUGCACAGCAACUCCAGCUCACCAGUAACAUUGAAUGUGGAAGAUGAGGAGCAACAGGCUGAAAAACAGUUCAAGAUCGAAAAGUGGCAGAUUGCACUUUGCAACAAGAGCAAACCUCAGAAAUUUAUAAAUGACUUGAUGCAAGCACUUUAUACACAUGAAUACAUGGCUACACACAGCCUGACAGGUGCAAAGUCCUCCUCUUCAAAGGACAAAGCGGCAAAACCAGCCAUGAAUCAGAAUGAAGUCCAGGAAAUCAUAGGAAUCACCAAACAGUUGUUUCCAAACACAGAUGAUGCUUUAAUUAGGCGAAUGAUGGGACAGAAACUGAACAAUUGCACCAAGAAGCCAAUUUUAAGCAAAGAUCUUAACUCAGGUGCUUUUCAGAAACAUAGCUUUUGUGGUUCAACAGCUGCUUCUCAGGGCAUCAUCUCUUCGGCUGUUCCUCCCAGUACACAAGACCAGCAGGAUGAUGAUUCACCAGCUGCUAAUGCACAACUACAGCAAAGUGACAGCUGCCUGACUCCCUCACCUCCCAGCCCAGAAGGUCAGCAGGAGUGUCUCAAGCCCAGUUCUUCUAAGGUGGAGUCUCAGCUCACCAGCAGCUCACCAGCACCCUCUCCCAACCAGGGCUGCAGACAGGAUCUCAGGAAUUCAGACAAGGAAUAA
Molecule: messenger RNA, 1116 nt
Organism: Acanthisitta chloris (rifleman)
Lineage: Eukaryota; Metazoa; Chordata; Aves; Passeriformes; Acanthisittidae
Gene: BEND6
Product: BEN domain containing 6
Exons: 6
Coding region: 1-1116 (371 amino acids)
Biological process (GO): positive regulation of neuron differentiation; negative regulation of Notch signaling pathway
Cellular component (GO): nucleus
Molecular function (GO): DNA binding; transcription corepressor activity
Source: RefSeq, a predicted model, not a curated record